CGUUAGAUAAGACUUACGUAUAUAAGGUCCCUAUAUUUCCGAAUAAUUAUUAAUUCUCUAAAAACAAACCUCAACGAUGGUUCUUCGUGUAAUUUCGUUUCUUCUGUCUCUAGGUUGUUCGACUUUGGGAUUAACUGAAGCUCCCGUCGGUCCUGAAACUGACUUUCUACAGGAAAUGCUUAUAAAUCAGAUGAUUUCUGCAAAUCCAGAACAACCCGAAAUAGCUGAUCGAACUGGUUUAUUAAGUUUUCUCGAUCCUAAGCUAAUGCCGCACGACGUCAUUUUUCAUCUAUAUACGAGGAACAAUCCUGUCGCGAGUUACAUCUUGAAGACUGGUGAUAUCGCGAAUUUGAAGAAUUCGAAAUUUGAUGGUAAUUUAUCUACAAAAGUCAUUAUCCAUGGCUGGACUAAUAGUGGCAAAAGUUAUUGGUAUAAUCAUUUUCGACAUAAUUAUUUAACCGUUGGCAAUUACAACGUUAUUGGAGUUGAUUGGUUUGCUGGUUCCGCUAAAGGGUAUUUGACAUCUGUAGUAAUUACCCGUAAAGUUGGCGAGUAUAUUGCUGAUUUUCUUCGCUUUCUGGGAUUAAAUACGCACCUGAAUUUGGACAAUGUACAUUUAUUGGGUCACAGUCUAGGAUCUCAUGUUGCGGGAUUUGCUGGCGCCUUUUUGGAAGGUCGUAUCGGAAGGAUAACAGGAUUGGAUCCAGCUGGACCAACCUUUGAGAUUCCUUUCCUCAAAGAUCCCAAGGAUCGAUUGGAUUUCACCGACGCAAAAUUCGUCGAUAUUAUUCACACUUGUGGCGGUACAGCCGGUUUUCUACAACCCAUCGGCCAUAUUGACUUUUAUCCUAAUGGCGGAGUUUUCAGACAACCAGGAUGCUCUGUUCUUUUACCCCAAUACUGCAGUCAUGCGAGAGCCUACGAAUUUUUUGCAGAAUCAAUUAUUUGUCCAGCAAAUUUCGUAUCUGUGAAAUGUAACAGCUGGAUGGAUUACAAGAUGGGAAGAUGUCCACGAGGCCAAGUGACACUACUGGGUGAAAAAGUUAAUAAAGAUGCUCGAGGUAAAUUUUAUUUGGAAACUAAUGCAGCAUCGCCAUUCGGCAAAGGUUUAUUUGAGAAACAUAUUAAUAAGAUUUUACACACGUGACACCGAUAAAAUAUAUUUUCUUUUUUUUUCUUU
Molecule: messenger RNA, 1180 nt
Organism: Cephus cinctus (wheat stem sawfly)
Lineage: Eukaryota; Metazoa; Arthropoda; Insecta; Hymenoptera; Cephidae
Product: pancreatic triacylglycerol lipase
Exons: 4
Coding region: 77-1147 (356 amino acids)
Biological process (GO): lipid metabolic process
Molecular function (GO): lipase activity
Source: RefSeq, a predicted model, not a curated record